AUGACCCAGGAUGACCCGAGUUUGCUACAGUCCAAAGGUCAAAAUUUAGUCACUGGAAGCUCAGUUGGUCAGAAGAUCAGCUGUAUCUCAGAUGACAUACCAAGUGCAUUUGUUGACGAAUUACCUUGCAAAGGAAGUGGAUAUAUAACAACACCAGACUUACCAACCACACCAGAUAUAACAAUACCAGACUUACCAACCACACCAGAUAUAACAACCCAGACUUACAACCACACCAGAUAUAAACAACCCCAGACUUACCAACCACAAACCAGACUUACCACAACCAGAUAUAACAAAACCAGACUUAACCACACCAGAUAUAACAACCCGACUUACCAACCACAACCAGAUAUAACACCAGACUUACCACCACACAACACCAGAUAUACCAACCACCAGACCCAGUCUACCAACCACCCAGAUAUACAGACAACCACACCAGAUAUAACAACACACCUUACAACCACACCAGAUAUAACAACCCCAGUCUUACCAACCACACCAGAUAUAACAACCCCAGUCUUACCAACCACACCAGAUAUAACAACAGCCAAAUAUAACAAACCCAGUCUUACCAACCACACCAGAUAUAACACACCAGAGUCUUACCACCACACCAGAUGUAACAAAACCAGUAACCACCAGUCAACCAACACCAGAUAUAACAAACCAGUCUUACCAACCACACCAAUAUUUACAACCCCAGUCUUACCAACCACACCAGAUAUAACAACCCCAAAUAUAACAACCCAGUCUUACAACCACACCAGAUAUACAACCCCAGUCUAUACCACCACACCAGAUAUAACAACACCAACUUACCAACCACCACCAGAUAUAACAAACCCCAUCCUUACCAACCACAACCCAGAUACAACAAACAACCACUCACCCAACAUAACAACAACCCCAGACUUACCAACCACACCAGAUAUAACAAACCCAGACUUACCAACCACACCAGAUAUAACAACCCCAGUCUUACCAACCACACCAGAUAUAACAACCCCAGACUUACCAACCACACCAGAUAUACAACCCCAGACUUACCAACCACACCAUAUAACACCAACCCAACCCCAGACUUACCACCACACAGAUAUAACAACCCCAGUCUUACCAACCACACAGAUAAACAACCCCAUACCAACCACACCAGAUAUACCAACCAACCCACCAGAUAUAACAACCCAGAUACCAACAACACCAACAACCAACACCAACAACCACACCAGAUAUAACAAACCCAACCAACCACACCAGAUUAUCCAGACCAAGAUAUAA
Penaeus vannamei (Pacific white shrimp) is the source of this 1287-nucleotide messenger RNA. NCBI's taxonomy places the organism in Eukaryota, Metazoa, Arthropoda, Malacostraca, Decapoda, Penaeidae. The record is from RefSeq and is a predicted model, not a curated record.